AAAUAUUAAAAUGAAAGACAAUACCCUUCCUUAGACGGAAAUGUAGACAAGCCAAUUGAAGAGGGACAAUCAGACGGUUGACAAAAUCAGUCGGUUGAGGCACCAGAACGGAAGUGCCAUAUAGGGCGCACACUCGAAUAUUCCGAUGAGGGUUUUGGGUCCGAGUUUAGGUUCUGGGGCGUGCCUGCCCGAUUUGGCCGGAGAAAGUCUUGACAUUUCCAUCAGAACAAUGUUGUAUUCGAUUCCCCAACAAACACACUUUAGCAGCUACCCAAAUUGAAUUAUCAAGAAUGCCAUUUGAUGGAGACGACUUCAAAGACUUUAAAGAGCUGGAUAAAAUAAAAAUACCAAAGCGAAGCAAAAAGUACAUCUAUAUUGGUAUCGCGGUCACCGUCAUACCAGGCAUUUUAUUGGGCGGCUAUUUGGGCAAGAAGAUGGCCCAAUUCCUUGAGGUAUUCGAUCUGUAUGCGCCAGAUAUUUCGGAAGAUGAUGAAUAGAAUAUCCGUGGCACAGGUUGUUCUGCGACUUCGUUAACCUGGCCAAACGGGAAGCUGCGAAAAGAAAAAUAUCGCAAGCAACUUACCAGACCGGUAACCAAAUUAAAAUCGGGCUAGUAAGUCCGCCAUAUCAAUUGAAUCAUAAUUAUUCCAUCGUGUUCAAAAUCAAACAAGUUUGUGACAUUAAAUAUAUAUUAUGAUACAUUCUUGGUUAAAGGA
This is a messenger RNA of Drosophila biarmipes, 716 nucleotides long. Its product is annotated as essential MCU regulator, mitochondrial. The transcript has 2 exons. Lineage: Eukaryota; Metazoa; Arthropoda; Insecta; Diptera; Drosophilidae. Bases 291 to 497 code for a protein of 68 amino acids. Gene Ontology annotation, biological process: mitochondrial calcium ion homeostasis; calcium import into the mitochondrion. Gene Ontology annotation, cellular component: mitochondrial inner membrane; uniplex complex. The record is from RefSeq and is a predicted model, not a curated record.